UAAAAGGUAGACAUAACUUAAAGCUAUAGAUUCACCUAUCCUAAUUCAGUAUCUAGCUACCCCGCAUGAACCGGCUAAUAUAUAACCCAUGGCAAUUCAUGACGAUGACAAAGCGUAUGAGAUCUCACCAACAAACCUCGGGUGAAGAUAUGGGGUGAGCGCACCAUCGUCCCUUGCUAAUUGACUCAUUCCCCGGGAAACUUUCCAAAGGGUGUGGUUCAAAAUGGUGGCUAAGAAGACAGUUAUCGCGUUUGACCUAUACGGGACGCUACUAUCCACCGAGUCGAUAGCUCACGAGCUAGCUAAGAUCUACGAUGAAGAUAAAGCUAAACAAUUGGCUGCCUUAUGGCGGCGGUACCAGCUGGAAUAUACGUGGCGGAUUAAUAGCAUGGGCGAAUAUAAGUCAUUCAGCGAGAUAACGCGCAACGCUUUGGGCCACGCGGUAGCAGAGCAUGGGUUGACACUCUCGGCGAAAGACGCGGAUACCCUUAUGAAGUCGUAUGACGCAUUGCAUGUUUUCCCCGACAUUCCCUCUGCGUUGCAGCUCUUGGAAAAUAAUAAAGAUUCGGUGGAUGCCUACGUCUUUUCUAAUGGCACUGAUGAGAUGGUUGGGAACUCGAUCAAAACCUCGCCGGAAUUGGGACCUCACGCAGAGAGGUUCAAAUCGUUAAUUACAGUUGACAGCUUAAAGUGUUUCAAACCGGAUAGGAGAGUGUAUGAUCAUCUAGUCGAACAAGUUGGAAAACAGGGGAGAGCAAGCGAUGUUUGGGUUGUAAGCGCCAACCCGUUCGAUAUUGUCGGUUCAAGGGCAGCAGGACUAAAAGCAGCAUUUAUCGACCGAAUUGGUAAAGGUUGGAUAGACCGGCUAGAUGAAAAGCGCGCACCUGUAGUCGUAGCAUCGGGAGUUGAUGAAGCAAUCGCCUCAAUCCUGAAGGAUUAGUGUAUUAGACUAUAUACCUAGAGCAUUUACACGAUCUUAUGGAAGCUCUCAAAGAGCUUGAUGAUCUCCUCGGCGAAUAGUUCCGCGUCACCUGGAUACCGAGCACUGAUGUAAUUAUACUGCUCAUCUUCAACGGUAAACCUAGAAGUAUAUAGUGAGCGAAGGAGAUUUGGCUAUAAUACAAUCGUAGCCUUAAAAUUAAGCGGUGAAAAAUAACUUACGGGCCGGGGUUUAAGCUGGCCUUGAACUGAGCUGGGUCGGUAAGGACCUUUUUAAUCUAUGAAUUGGUUUAGUUAGAUACUUACGUCGACGUCGUUUUGCGGAGGCGCAGCUUUCAUACCGAUUGCUCAACAUCUUCGCUUC
Molecule: messenger RNA, 1303 nt
Organism: Daldinia vernicosa
Lineage: Eukaryota; Fungi; Ascomycota; Sordariomycetes; Xylariales; Hypoxylaceae
Product: haloacid dehalogenase
Exons: 3
Coding region: 224-940 (238 amino acids)
Molecular function (GO): hydrolase activity, acting on halide bonds, in C-halide compounds
Source: RefSeq, a predicted model, not a curated record